AUUCACGAUUGUAUUCCAUGGAAAGAAAUUUUCCAUUACACGGAAUUCCCGCAGAGUAACACACGGGUGUUUCACACCUCCUGCCUAGGUGGCGCUAGCGGGUGGAAUGAGCAUUAUAGCAAUUCACACACUCGUCUUUGUCCGCCUCCGCUCGUCGGUUGUUUUGAAGGCGAGGCUGCUCCAGCGCAGUAGAGUUUGAGAAACUGAACUGAAGUGUACCGCUUUCUUCUGGUGUCCGUGUCACCUGAUGUAUUUUUCCAGCUGACUUUACGGAGAAUUUGAACUUUAAAAGAUCUACUGCAGAAUCAGUGCAGAACUCCUCCAAUCGUCAUCUCGCGAAGCAGCCACCAAUUACGUAGUAGGAAGGGAGGACGCCAGCUGUGAUUGGUUGAGGGAGACGCCUGGGUGCCCGCAGGGGGCGGUCCUUCCUUUGUGGCCUUGUUUUGUCGUGACGUCACGCCGGUAGCGAACACAGCAGCCUUGUUGAUGAGCAGAGGGGAGCUAUGCAGGACGGAGAGAAGAGUAGGGGUGGCCGGGCAUACCGGAGCCUGGUGGAGUUACCAGAGGAGAUCCUGGCUCAGAUCUUCUCCUUCCUGCCGAUGUGCGACAGGUACAGUGUCUCCCAGGUGUGCAGGUCAUGGUCCCAGACGAUGGCCAGCCCCUCCGUCUGGACUUGCACUGAGGUCAGGUUCUGUUGCUACAAGCUGAGUUGCAUGGGACAGUCUGAAGCUCCAGCUCUAACUGGGAGCUGCUCACUGCUGAUGAGGCAAAAAAUGUCAGGCAGCUGUGAGUCUGGAACAGAAGACCCUGGCUUCCAGCAGUUCUGCAAACUGCUCAGGAAGGUUCAGCGCCUGAAAAUUGUGCUCAGUGACCUAAAGGAAAUAAACAACCGGAACACAGCCAUUAAAAUUUUAAAUUACGCCACAGAUCGAGACAACAGACUCCGAACCCUGUGCGUCUCCUGCACCGGUGAAUUCCCCCUGUUCUAUUCUGGCGAGGACAUUUUGAGAAGCAUUGAGAGUGUCUGUCUGAACAAAGCCAGCGGCCUCUCGCUCAGGGAGGUGGACUUCAGGGACAUGCCUUUUACACUCAAGGACUCCCUGAUUAGGAACAUUGCGAGAAGGAGCCCCGACCUGCAAAAGCUGUAUAUCAAUAAUCAGACUCUUGUGUGCAAUGUGACCGCGGAGACAAUUAAAGAGGUGCUGGCACUGUGUCCUAAGCUGCGUGUUCUUGGGGUCUUCUACGCCAGCUUGUCAGAGAAAGUGCUGAGUGCUCUCCUGGAGCCUCAACGACCUCCAUUCUCCUUAUUGGAGUUGUACUGCGAGCGCACAGACAAGUACAUUCCUGCCAUUUCCAAAGAGUUCUGGACUUCUCUGUGUGCCAGACACCCCUUGCUUUCCGUCAACACCAUCUUAAAUCAUACUCUACCUGCCAAGAAGAUUCUAAAGAUUCUGCAACCUGGGGUUCCGAUCAAAAACCUGGAGCUGAUCACAUACACCUAUCUUGUGAGGGAGAUCGGCUUUGUGGCGGAGAGCUACUGCAGCACUUUGGAGAAGCUGGUGCUCCAGACAACCUCCUCCGAAGAGUUGAACUCUGCCCUCAUCAGCCUGGCCCUUUGCUGUGGUGGUCUCAGGGAGAUCCAUUGCUACUGCGUAGUGUCGCAGGACGUGGUCCAGGCCUUCCUCUCCAGCUGUCCCCACCUGUGGAGGUACACGCUGAAGACCGUGAAGGAGCCUCACCCCUGGAGGUGCACCGUGCUCAGGUGAAGAGGAAGAAGUUGUUGCACACCUGAUCUGCUGGGUCCUCCCUUCUGUAUGUGUGUUUUAUGCCAUUGUCUUUCAGUUGACUUGCACAGCACUAUCUCUGUGUAUGCUAGCCUCUAGCAUAGGAGCCAGAGAGAUUAGAGAAACCCACUGACCCCCACAGAUUCAAUAACCUAGCUCAUGGUGAUAUGGUAGAGACAGUCCCUUAAUAAAAAUGGCUUUAAAUUCAGAUGUUUCCAUUUUAUUCAUAGUCAACUACAUGGUCUGGUGCAUCAUGGGGAAUUAGAAAAAAAAGGUGGCUUAUUUUAUAUACGUGGCUGGUAUGGUCAUCCGGUGGUGAGUGCUGCUGUCUUAAUUCUCUUGGGUGCUGGCUAAGAUUCGGAACAAGGGAACCUUCUGUGUGGGCAUUGCAUGUUCUCCCCAAGUCUGCCUAGAUUUCUUGGGGUGCUCUGGUUUCCUGUUUCUCCCAACUCCUGAAGCCAUGGUGGUUGAGGUAAACUGAGUGUCUAAGCGUAGUCCCAGCUUGUACCCUUUGUCAUCUGGGUGAGGCUCUGUCUCAUAGUGACAAUCCUCAGGAGGAGGUGAGAGUGAAUGGAUUACAGAAAUAUAGAUGUAUGAUGUAAUGCUUUUUUAUAUUUUUAUUCUCACGUGUGUGUAAAAGCCUGGUAUUUAACACAAUGUAUACAGUAUAGACAGUUGACAAUGGUUUUAGAGGGUCAAAAGAAAUGACACAAACACAAAUGACAAGCAUUAAGUAUUUUCUAAUCUAUUUUUCUAUUUUUCAAUCAAUAGAUUACUUGGAGUUACUGCUAAAUGUUAGUUUAGUUUUAACCUUCUUUCAGUGCCUUUUCCUAGAUUUAUCAUGAAAUGUAGCUCUUAUAUUUAUGAAACAGAUUUUUGUUUUAUUAGCAAUCCAGUAUUUAUUUUGAAGUGCAGUCGAACUGUUGCUUAAAUUGUUAUGGGAGAGUGUAUUUAUGAAGUCAUUCUCUUAAUUUAAUUAAAUUUCAACAAAACAG
Molecule: messenger RNA, 2779 nt
Organism: Lepisosteus oculatus (spotted gar)
Lineage: Eukaryota; Metazoa; Chordata; Actinopteri; Semionotiformes; Lepisosteidae
Gene: fbxl8
Product: F-box and leucine-rich repeat protein 8
Molecular function (GO): protein binding
Source: RefSeq, a predicted model, not a curated record